AUGUUUGCAACACUAAGCAUGAGAGUUGAGGACCCGUUGGAUAGAAAUGCGUCGAAACCGGCGAAAUCAAACCGGCUCACCGUUGUCACGAGCGACAUCGAGACAGGCUGUCUUGGCGACACAAUGGUGGCGACCUCGAUAGCAGGAGAAGCCCUGGCCGAAUGUGCUUUGUCUGCAACUCUCAACCACGACAUUGUUUUUGACUUCAAGUUGGACUUGGUUUAA
Puccinia triticina is the source of this 225-nucleotide messenger RNA. RefSeq lists its product as uncharacterized. The transcript has 2 exons. Lineage: Eukaryota; Fungi; Basidiomycota; Pucciniomycetes; Pucciniales; Pucciniaceae. The coding region runs from base 1 to 225 and encodes 74 amino acids. The record is from RefSeq and is a predicted model, not a curated record.